Messenger RNA from Ilex paraguariensis (yerba mate), 2746 nucleotides. NCBI's taxonomy places the organism in Eukaryota, Viridiplantae, Streptophyta, Magnoliopsida, Aquifoliales, Aquifoliaceae. The record is from the annotation of a GenBank genome assembly.
UCUCUCUCUCUCUCUCUCUCUCUCUCUCUCUCUUAAUUCUAUCUCUGAAACUUUGGGUGCAUCUCUCCGGUGGUGUCUUUUUUGAUUUUUUUUGGAUUGGGUCUAUCUUUCUUUGCAUGUUAUUGCAAAGUGAUGUAAUUACAAAAUUAUUCUUUCUGGGUGUGUUAUAUAUGCAUAUGUUAUACAUAAAAAAAGUGUUGGUUUGAGUUGAAGAUUGAGUAAAUGAAUCUGGGUGGUGGUGAAACAGUGAAAUCCAUGUCGAUGCCGAACUCAAGUGUUUCAUGGAAGUCCGGAGAUGGGGUCACCGACCAGUUUCCGGCAGGUCUUCGUGUGCUUGUUGUGGAUGAUGACCCGACUUGUCUCAUGAUCUUAGAGAAGAUGCUUCGGAACUGCCUCUAUGAAGUUACCAAAUGCAAUCGAGCAGAAAUUGCAUUAUCACUACUACGUGAGAAUAAAAAUGGCUUUGAUAUUGUUAUAAGUGAUGUCCACAUGCCUGACAUGGAUGGAUUCAAGCUCCUCGAGUGUGUUGGGCUUGAGAUGGAUCUGCCUGUUAUCAUGAUGUCAGCGGAUGAUGGUAAAAAUGUUGUGAUGAAGGGUGUUACUCACGGAGCAUGCGAUUAUCUGAUCAAACCAGUUCGCAUUGAGGCCUUAAAGAACAUAUGGCAGCAUGUGGUUCGGAGAAAGAAGCAUGAAUGGAAAGACUUUGAGCAAACGGGAAGUGUGGAAGAUGGGGAACGGCAGCAAAAGCCGCCUGAAGAUGCUGAUUACUCAUCUUCAGCAAAUGAAGGAAACUGGAGAAACUCCAAGAAAAGAAAGGAUGAGGAAGAGGAAGCAGAGGAAAGGGAUGAUACAUCUACAUUGAAGAAGCCACGGGUGGUAUGGUCAGUUGAGCUCCAUCAGCAGUUUGUGGCAGCCGUUAAUCAACUUGGAAUUGAUAAGGCUGUACCUAAGAAAAUUCUGGAGUUGAUGAACGUCCCGGGGCUCACAAGAGAAAAUGUUGCCAGCCACCUUCAGAAAUAUCGUCUAUACCUUAGAAGGAUAAGUGGGGUAUCACAGCAUCAGAGUGGAUUUAAUAACUCUUUCAUGGGUCCCUCGGAUGCAACCUUUGGGUCAAUUUCUUCACUCAGUGGGCUUGACAUGCAACUCCCAGCACAAAGUCUUGCUACACUCCAAGCAGCAGUGCUUGGCAGGUCUACCACCAAAUCUUCGAUAUCCAUGCCCCUUGUAGAUCAAAGAAACCUUUUUAGCUUUGAAACUCCAAAGCCAAGAUUUGGAGAGGGACAACAGCAACAACUAAGCAAUAAUAGUAAGCAAAUUAAUCUGCUUCAUGGAAUUCCAACAAAUAUGGAGCCAAAGCAGCUCGCAAACUUGCACCAGUCUGCCCAGUCAUUUGGGGGCAUGAAUAUGCAAGUCAAUUCCCAUGGAAGCCAGAGUAACUCUUUACUAGUGCAGAUGGCUCAACCGGAGUCAAGGUCACAAAUGCUAAAUGAAAUUAAUGGCAGUCAUAGGAUUCAGUCAUCCAUGGGGCAGCCUAUUAUGUCUAAUGGGUGUGCAAGUGGAGUUUUGGCACGAAAUGGAAUGGCCAACAAUGCUAGAGGUACAUUAUACAAUCCACUUUCCCAAGCCUCUUCGGUAUUAGAUUUCUCAGUCAACCAUGGCACAGACUUGCCAGGUAGUAGUUUUCCUAUUGGGGGUAAUGCAGGGAUUUCUUCUCUCCCCUCUAAAGAGAUGCUCCAUGAGGAUGUUAUCUCGGAAACAAAAGGAACAAGGGGAUUUCUUCCAAGUUAUGAUGUUCUUAGUGAGCUGCAUCAGCAAAAAUCCCAAGUGUGGGGUUCACAGAAUGUAGGAUUGACAUAUGAGACCUCCCACCAUGCAAAUAUGAGAGGUAGCUGUGAUGUCUCACCAUCUGUUAUAGUUCAACAAGGCUUCUCCUCUAUCCAAAAUAAUGGGCAAAACAGGAGUGCUAUGGGCAAGGCAGUCUUUUCAUCAGGGCAAGAGAGUGCGCACGGGAAUGUCCCAAACAUUAGUCAACAACCUAACACAUUUCUCCUUGACAAUCUUCUUAUGGUUAAGGCUGAGAGAUUUCCUGAUGCGAGCUAUCACAAUACCAUAUUUGCUGAACAGCUUGGUCAGGAGGACCUCAUGAGUGUAUUCCUCAAGCAGCAAGGAGACACUGGAUCAGUUGAAAGUGAGUUCGGCUUUGAUGGGCAUCACUUGGAUAAUCUUCCUGUGUAGGGCAUCCUCUAUGCUUUGGCUUUAUCUGUCACUCUAUUUUCUGGUGUACAUAGCCACUAUUACAGCUGAAGUUCACUUUUCUAUGAUCAAAUGGUUGAGAUCCAGUUUAAUGCCUCGUUCCAGAUACAAGAUCUUGAUUACACUUUGCUACAUCUUCUUGUUGUGAAUAGCUCAUUGUGCUUGUUUAUUUCGAAGUUUAAAGACGAAACAUGGCACGCAAUCUGACAGAUCAAUUAUGUUGGAAGAUGGCAGAGACACAUGUAGAAUACAACAGUAUGAUAUGCGAAGGCAUACAUGCAAAAUUUUGACUGCUUUAGGAUUGAUGGUAAUGUACAGUUUUCAUUUGAUUGCUCAAGGCAUUAGUCUUUGUAUUCUUUUCUAGUUCCUUUCUAGUUGAGGAUUGUUUUAAUCCUGUUUCAUGUUCUUUUGUGAACCAUUAACUCCUUGAUAAUGGUGUUUAGAAAUUCUCCUUGCUCUUUAUUUAGCUCUAUUUGUGAAAUCAUUGGUUACC